Messenger RNA from Monopterus albus (swamp eel), 2736 nucleotides. It is a transcript of the gene lin9, whose product is annotated as lin-9 DREAM MuvB core complex component. The coding region runs from base 402 to 1898 and encodes 498 amino acids. NCBI's taxonomy places the organism in Eukaryota, Metazoa, Chordata, Actinopteri, Synbranchiformes, Synbranchidae. The transcript has 15 exons. Gene Ontology annotation, cellular component: transcription repressor complex; nucleoplasm. Gene Ontology annotation, biological process: regulation of transcription by RNA polymerase II; DNA-templated transcription; reproductive process. The record is from RefSeq and is a predicted model, not a curated record. Gene Ontology annotation, molecular function: DNA binding.
AAACCCAUCAAAUUAGCAGGCUGUUAACGACUUGAAUAGCAAUUUGAACCGAUCUGAACAUAACCUUGUUAACGUUAAUGUAACUGAAUAUUAUCUCCAGUUUGUAACUAGCCCCAGCUUGUGACUCAUUUAUUAACGCUACAUAAACUCGAGUGCAUGUAAUACAUGAGAGUCACAAGCUGGAAGUGGGUUGUAACAUAGUGUAACGUUAGCUUGGUUUAGCAUAUUUGUUGAUAUUAUAUUUCCAGCUGAUAUCAUGCCCGUGCUUGACAGCUCUAAUUGGAGGCUCUUCAGCAGAGGCCCUUGUCAGUCUAAAAGAAGGCAGUUUGUCCAACACUCUGAAUGAAAAGAACAGCUUCCAGAGAGCUCAUAACACCAGGGGACGACAUUCCUCCCUCACAAUGGACACGCCCACACGGAGCUCAAAGAGGAGCCGUUUGCUUCGGGAGGAAGAAGAGCAGCCACAGCAGCGUCUCCCCUCCAGGUCUCCUCGGAGGAGCCAGAGGGUCACCGCCACACCACAGAAGUUUUCUAAUGUGGUGACUCCAGAUAAGAAGGCAUCCCAGAGAAUAGGGCUGAGGUUAAGAAACCUCCUAAAGUUACCAAAAGCUCACAAAUGGUGCAUCUAUGAAUGGUUUUAUUCUAAUAUUGACAGACCUCUAUUUGAGGGCGACAAUGAAUUCUGUCUCUGUCUCAAGGAGUCUUUCCCCAACCUGAAAACAAGAAAGCUGACUAGAGUUGAGUGGGGAACAAUCAGGAGACUGAUGGGGAAACCUAGACGGUGUUCAUCAGCAUUUUUUGCAGAAGAGCGAACAGCGUUGAACCAGAAGAGGCAGAAAAUGCGCCUGCUGCAACAAAGAAAACUGUUGGAUGUGUCAACCUGUAAAGAUCUUCCUGAUGAAAUCCCCUUGCCUCUCAUCAUAGGAACCAAAGUCACUGCUCGACUCCGAGGUGUCCACGAUGGGUUGUUCACAGGGCAGAUUGAUGCAGUGGACACCAGCGCUGCCACCUAUCGUGUCACCUUUGACCGCAGUGGCCUGGGAACACACACUGUGCCUGACUAUGAAGUCCUGAGCAAUGAACCCAAUGAGACCAUGCCCAUCUCCACCUUUGCCCAGAAACACCGGACAACACGUUUCAUGCAAAACCUCAUGACUCCGCCUAGAGGGCCUUACCCAUCUGCUGCCACUCCUGUCCUCAUGGACAAUGACCCUCUUAUCAAUCAGUCACCAUGGAGGAGUAAACUGCUCGGUGCUGAGGGAGAUACUCUGGGAGGAUUUCCUGUCAAGUUCCUGGUCCAAGUGACAAGGCUGUCCAAGAUCCUCAUGAUCAAGAAAGAGCGCAUCAAGCACUUGAAAGAAAUGAACACAGAAGCAGAGAAACUGAAGUCAUACUCGAUGUUUAUUGACUUAGACUUCCAGAAGCGAUAUGCUACCACAGUGCUGGAGCUUGAGCAGCUCAAUAAAGAUCUGAACAAGGUGCUUCAUGAAGUUCAGCAGUUCUGCUGUGAACUUGCUCCAGACCAGGGCAUGGUUCCAGCUGACCAUCCCACAGAGUUGCGGCGGCGUUGUGAAGAAGAAGCCCAGCAGAUGGUGCAGUUGAGCAACUCCCUGAAGGACGGACAGCAGAGCAUGACAAACACCAGUCUGACACACCUCAUGUCCCGCCUCACUGCUCUGCUCCUACAGAUCAAUUGUCUGGCAGAUGGAGGAGACCUGAAUUCAUUUGAAUUCAAAUCUCUAACAGAUUCCCUUAAUGACAUUAAGGCAUCAAUUGAUCCCACCAAUUUCAGUUGCUUCCAGAACAAUGUCGAGAUCCACGUGGCACACAUCCAGAGUGGCCUUAGUCAGCUGGGCAAUCUGCAUGCAUUUGCUUCCAACAACACUAAUGCAGUCUGAGUACCUGUAUCAUCUUCAACACACAUGGGAUCACGCACACACGCAGAUGUGUGGACCGUUCAUAUUGCCUUUAGAGAAGGUGCUUUCACCGAAAGUGUCAGCAGACUUUGAUCACAAGCUAACAUGGAUGUUUUGGACCACCUCUACACAAUCUGAAUUUGGAUCUCCCAGUGAAACAACUCUGUCCAGGUUCCUGAAGCUUUCCUCUGAAAAGGGAAGGUGUCAUGAAUUUUACCCACCCAUUUUAUUGUAUGAAAAUGUUUGUGCACCUAACUGGACACAAAUCUGCAAAGUCUUUCACUAAUGCCACAAGCCCACAUCUCCAAAUUCUCAGUGGUUAUAUAUUGGUCUUGUGCCAAACAUUGAUUCUUACAGUUUUUAUAGUCCAUAUUUAUUUAUUUUUGAGUAGGUGUGUAUGGUUGUGAAACAAUAUUUUUCUAUCUCUUCAGUUUCCUUAAGUGUUGUGCUCUGCUGUUCUUCUGAUAAUAAGCAUAGAGGGAAGCUAAAAAUGUUUUAUAAAAAUGUUUAUUGUAGAUAAUUGUACAAUAUCUCUGAUUACUAGGACUAUCCUUGGCAUUUCUGCUGUGUGCACUGAAAAGAGAUUUUGGUAUUUUUAUAAAGGAAAACUCUGGGGUUUUGAUGCCUUUUACUCCCUAAGAUGGUCUUAGCAGUUCCACAUUUGGCAUGGCUGUUGCUGCAACACACUCUUAAAAAUUAAAAUUAACAGUUUUUUCCUAGAGAAUCUGCUUUUUCAGUUUUGUAUAGUUGUAUAUGAGAGUGCCUCAGGGCAACUGUAUAUGAAUGUUUGUCUUUUUAUAUUAAAUACUGUAAAGUAGCA